Molecule: messenger RNA, 2718 nt
Organism: Schizophyllum commune H4-8
Lineage: Eukaryota; Fungi; Basidiomycota; Agaricomycetes; Agaricales; Schizophyllaceae
Product: PLC-like phosphodiesterase
Exons: 9
Coding region: 127-2562 (811 amino acids)
Biological process (GO): lipid metabolic process; phosphatidylinositol-mediated signaling
Molecular function (GO): calcium ion binding; phosphatidylinositol-4,5-bisphosphate phospholipase C activity
Source: RefSeq, a predicted model, not a curated record
UGCUCGACCUCCGGUCAUCGAUGGAUACCUACACGAGGACGGGGGCUGGGGAAAGCGCAGCGCCUCCUCUUGUCCUCUACCACCAUCACCUACACCCAGCUUGAAUAUACUGAACCUCUGCACACCAUGUCCAGCGCCGCAGCGACCAAGCUCGGCGCCGAGUCCAGCGGUCGCGGGCACCUCAAUCUCGCCGACCUAUCCGUGCCCGACCUCCUACAGAAGGGCACGCCCAUGACGAAGAUCUCCGAGAAGAAAAAGAAGAAGAUGCAGGUCAAGCUCGACGCGGACCAGGGCCAGAUCGUGUAUGAGUCCUCGAAGAGCGGUAUCAUCCCCAUCGAGGCGAUCAAGGAGAUACGCUCGGGCGUGGACGCGCGCUACUACCGCGUGCAGUUCAAGAUGGAGGAGGGCUGCGAGGAGCGGUGGCUCACGGUCAUCUACAUCAUUGACGGGAAGUACAAGACGCUGCACCUGCUCGCGGACACGCGCGACGUGUUCAAGCUGUGGGACAGCACGCUGCGCAAGCUCCACUCCAUCCGCGUCGGCCUCAUGGGUGGCGUCGGGAACACGCAGAUGCGCGACACGCUUUGGGAGAAGCAGUUCUGGAAGGGUGCCGACUCGAGCGGCGACAAGACCCUUGACUUUGAGGAGAUCCGUCGUCUAUGUGUGCGCUUGAACGUCAAUGCAUCUGAGCAGGAACUACAGACAUGGUUCAAGCUUGCGGACACGAAGGGCAGCGGGAAGCUGGACUUCGAGUCGUUCCAGCGCUUCACUAAGCUGCUCAAGCGCCGUCCUGACAUCGAGAUCGUCUACGAACGCGUGAAGGCGAGCGCCGGGGACAAGUUCGACUUCGCUACCUUCGAGAAGUUCAUGAAGGAGACGCAGAAGUCUGCUCUCUCCUCCGAAGACCUGCAGAGGGUCUUCAAGGAAUACUCAACGGACGGUGUCAUGACCUUGGAUGACUUCAGAGCUUUCCUCUUCAGCGAGCAGAACACUCCCUUCUCUGAGCACGGUCUACCAAUCCACCAAGACAUGACGCGGCCGAUCUCUGAGUACUACAUGUCCUCCUCACACAACACCUACCUCGUCGGACACCAGCUGGUCGGCGUCAGUACGAUUGAGGGCUAUAUCCGCGCCUUGCUUCACGGCUGCCGUACGGUCGAACUCGACAUCUACGAUGAUGACGACGGCCCCACGGUAUACCACGGCAAGACGCUGACCUCCAAGGUCCCUGUCAAGGAUAUCUGCGAAGCUAUCAACAAGUAUGCCUUCGUGACAUCGCCAUAUCCCGUCGUCAUCUCGGCGGAGGUGCAUUGCAGCGUGCAGCAGCAGGACAUGAUCGUCGACAUCAUGAACAAGACGUUCGGCGACAAGAUCAUCAAGGCGCCGCCGGACAACAGACCGAAGAUCACUACACUACCUAGUCCGGAGGACCUGAAGGGCAAGAUUCUUCUCAAGGCCAAGAACCUGUACAUCGCCGCGCAAUUGGAAGCCGUGCAGGCCCAGCGCGCGAUCGACGAAGCAAAGGCACUCACUUCCUCCAGCUCCUCGUCCUCAUCUGACUCCGAGCCCGGCGUCCGCGGCGAGAUCCACCAGCUCAAAGCCAAAUGGCGCAAAGUCCGCGGCAAAGAAGAGAAGCCCAAACCCAAGCCGAAGAUGUCGAUGCACCUCGCGUCGCUCCUCGUGUACACAGUCGGCGUGCGCUGCCACGGGCUCGAACACAUCGAGGACUACUCGCCGGAGUACAUCUUCUCGCUGUCGGAGCGGAAGGCGAAGAAGCUGAUGGACGCGGAUAUGGCGCGGUUGGUGAAGUAUACGCAGACGCAUGUGGUGAGGAUAUAUCCAAAGGGGACGCGGUUGGAUUCGAGCAAUUAUGAGCCGCAUCUGUACUGGGCGGCGGGGGCGCAGGUGGUGGCGAUUAAUUGGCAGACGUUCGAUCUUGGAUAUAUCAUCAACCAGGCGAUGUUCCGUCGAAAUGGUGGUGCUGGAUUUGUGCUCAAGCCGCCGGCGCUACGCCCUGGUGGCGAAGAGCUUCUGGCUAAGCGCACGAAGCAUUACUUAGAUGUUACCGUCAUCUCCGCUCAGCAGCUACCACGACCGCGCGACGAGGAUGGCCACGAGAUUAUCGAGUCUUCGGCGGCGGACCCCUUCGUCGAAGUUGCGCUGCACAUCCCCGACUGGUCGCACGCGCCGUUCCUUCCCGCGAAGGACGAGGCGCAGACGACGUACUCGCCGGCCACUGAAGCAACGCAGACGGAUCGGGCUACCGCGCGCACCGUUUCGCUGCGGACGAAGGUGAUCAAGAACAACGGCUUCAAUCCGACGUGGCAGGAGGAGCUGUGCCUACCGUUCGACUGCGUCGGCGACAUGAAGGAGCUUAUCUUCGUCGAGUUUGCGGUGCGGCAGAAGGGGAAGGACGAUGAUGAUGACAGGCCACUGGCCAUGUACUGCAUUCCUCUGGGGUGCUUGGAGCAGGGUUUCCGUCACCUGCCUCUACACGACGAGCAGAUGUCGCAGUACCUGUUCUCGACGUUGUUCGUGCGCGUUGGUCUGCGCGAUGCUUGAUUAUCUGGAUGAGGGUUGAGGUUGAUGACUGGAAAACGGACUCAAAUGGACGGCACCGAUCUGUACAGUACCAUCUACCAUGUCUUGCUUAUGCGAGGAUGAAUACUGACCAUAUAUAUCUGCAUGCCCGAAUUCACCAGUGGGCGUUUAUCUUGG